CAACAGUUUUGUAUUGACUGAAAGCUUACUGGUUAUAAGUGCACUAGACCGAUGAGGCUGUUCAAUGUGGGAAGAUCCACUUCAUAUUAGUCUUGCCCAAACACCAGACACCACACCCUUACCGCCACACUCCUACGUAAACCGUACGUCCUUUAACCUGUCUAUUCACCUAACCAGACAGGAAUUGCAUACAAACCAUUAUGACCAAAAUGCAAAUUACUCUUUAUACAAGAUGAGGUAACUUUGAGCUAAGCACCGUAUUUAGUAUUAGACCAUACAGCUAUAGUUGUUAAGUGAGGACCAGCUUAAGAAACGCUGUGGCUGAUUUAAUCGUCAGUACCAAUCUUGUGUUUGAACUUUACACAUCAUCUUAUAAACAUUUACUAUAUAAAGGAUAUAUUAUCCGUUUAUGACCAAAAUAGGUGUCAAUCGAUACCUGUGUGAUUACGUGACAUCACUCUGCAGAUCACUGAGUAAAACACUGCUUAUAUUACAUAGCACUGCUGAGAGAAUCAAAUUCCUUCAUACUUGAGCUGAAGAGAAACACCUGUAAAGCUAGUAUACCAGAAGAAACCCAGGAUGACCUAACUGGAGAUUAAUACAAACAACAUUAAACGAGAGUCUUGAACCACAGCUAAGGAUUUGUAACAAUGGGAUCAUCAGUCCUAAAUUUUGGGCUUGCCCUUGAACAUGACAUUGAUGAGCAAUACCAAUAUACUCCAGGCGAGGUUGUCAGGGGCAAUGUGAACCUUGAAACCAAUGGUCGCACUGCCAUACGCAGGAUCACUAUCAACAUUCGUGGUGAGGGAGUAGUGGCUUGGGAGGACCAGGUAAAUGGGGCGUUCAAGGCUAACGAAGAAUACAUCAAUGCCAGUCACGUUGUGGAAGAAAGCCAAGGAAAAGAGCCUAUUAUGCUAGAAAAAGGCAACCAUCAAUUUGACUUUGAGUACAGACUACCUGACAAUCUGCCUUCUUCUUUUAUUGGUAAGUUUGGGAGUGUUACGUAUGUGUUCAAGGCUAGUGCUUAUGGUGAUCGCCCUGGUGACACCUCACUCAUCAGUGAACCCUUUCUCAUCCUCCGCAGUCUGCCCCUCCCCGAGCGAUUCAGACAUGGCGCUUCCGCAAAAUUGGAAAAACGCAUAUGGAAAAAGCUGUCAAGUGGGAAAGUCAAGCUCUCAGCCAGUAUAAACCGGGUAGGAGGAACCCAGGGGGAGGACCUGUUCAUAAACGCUGAGGUAGCAAACAGAUCUCCUGCCAGGAUUACUGCGAUGCAGACCUCAAUUAUCAUGAAUACCCUCUACCACGCUCAAAACCGUGCUAUACCCUUCCGUCAAAUUGUCAAUAAGCGACGGGACGAGUAUGAACUAUUACGUGGUGACGGACGUCGAUGGCAAAAUGUGCGUCUGUCUAUCCCUCCCUAUAUCCCUGAAACGAGACUCGAGUAUUGUGAUAUCAUUGAAGUCUCCUAUACUCUACAGUUCAGGAUAGAAAUCGCAGGUGGGAAAGAAAUGAAAAUAGAAUUUCCAUUUAUGGUCGGAUCCAUGCAAGAAGGACAUGAAAUUGUGUCACGUAAUAAAAACAGCAUCAUGAACCGUCAGUGGACGUUGAGCUCGAAGGAGCUCCAAAUGGGCCCAGCAGGUGACCCGGCCCCGGAUUACGACCAUGAUGGGGACUGGUAUCACGAGAAUGUGCCAGAACUUCGCCCAGAAGAUUCUAAGGUUACAAACCCAUUGUUUCAGGAUCAUGACAAAAAGAUUACACAUAAAAACAUUGAAAACUUCCAACCUACACUGGAUGAGCUGCCAGAGGUUAUUGAAAACACAAAACUAUGAUACUGGGAUUCUAUCUAAUGUUCCACAAUGGAUUACAGAUAGUAGUGAAAAGGGUUGCAUCUUUUCAUUACAAUGAACUGUGCAAAGGUAUAUAAUACAGUAUACAAACUUUUUUUUCAGGAAGAUGACCAUUUGUGUUAAGACUAUGAAAACUCAAGUUUUUGAUUGGAAAAGCAUGUUUAUUUGAGAAUGUGUGACUGGUUUAGAUUUAGAUAGAAAAACAAAGAGUAUAUAAUUACAAAGCUAUGUUGUGAUAUAUACAUUUCAAGGAGAAGACUUUUAGCAUUAUAGUCAAUGAUAAAUUAAAAGUUGAACAAAUAUCUCUGUGCAGUUGUUUCUAGACUAUUCCCCAGUCCUGACCCAGGAUAGGGCUGCCAAUGUGAGCAGCCUGGCUGUAUUUACAAUAAAAUAAAAUGUGACGUUCCUGCAAUAUGGAACAAUAUAAAGUAGACUUGACUACAACACUGGGGGCAGUUAUGGGCGUGGGAAACAAGAGUUCUUAUUGCCAAUAAAAGUCAUAUAAGUGCUAAUAUCUCAUAGUUGAUAGUGUAGAUGUUAAAAUGAUUUUUGCUGAAUUUCUUAUAUAAAUUGUCAUGAAUUGCCAAGGUAGAGCUUAAAAGCUUAGAUAACUUAUUUUUGUGUGAUAGAUUUUACUAUGAAUACAUUAAAAUAUGCUGUAACUAAAAACAAUAGUUUUCACUAUUCAUAAAUAUUGAUAUAUCAAUCACUCAUGUGCUUAAAGUAGAACCACCCUCAUGUGUAAAUAAAUUCGGUUUUUGGAAGACGUCCUAAUGGAUCAAAUAUCACUAAAAUGCCUUUUCUGCCUUCAAUGCUUUAAGUUUACAUGUAUAUAUAUUUAAUGAAGGAUUUAUUUUAGUAACGGAGGUAUGAGGCAUGUUUUACUCCGCUCAAGGUAAUUUUUUCUUAAUGUUGGGAGCCCAAGGGUCCAUUGCUCUAGAUCUAAACAAGUAGUCAUAUGUCUUAUGGUAUUACGUUUUUGCUCAUUAGAUAAUGGUUUAAAGAUUUAUUUAUUUUUUUAAAUGGAUGUUUCCACUUAAACUAAUGAUAAUCUAAAUUAAUCUGCAGUACCUUUAAUUCACAUACAAAUACCUAUAGAAACAUCAUAACCCUCAAAAAGCCAAAUUUCACCUUAAAGUUUGCUUCUUUACUUAGGGUCUAACAUUAUGCGGGACAGGAGG
This is a messenger RNA of Mizuhopecten yessoensis (Yesso scallop), 3031 nucleotides long. Its product is annotated as arrestin domain-containing protein 4-like. Gene Ontology annotation, cellular component: cytoplasm. Gene Ontology annotation, biological process: protein transport. Bases 651 to 1832 code for a protein of 393 amino acids. The transcript has 2 exons. The record is from RefSeq and is a predicted model, not a curated record. NCBI's taxonomy places the organism in Eukaryota, Metazoa, Mollusca, Bivalvia, Pectinida, Pectinidae.